GCCGAUGAUUGAAUCGUGGUUCGCAUUGGAGCCCGUGGGUCGCAUUUAUCUGUCGAUGAGCUUCGGUAUGGUCCUGACCGUGUGCGGACUGACGAUCGCGAUGCGAUUAAAUUAUCCGGCGACAAUGCUAACUCUUUUUUCUCGCUCCUAGCCAAACAACUCAAGGACCGCCGUCCGUUCGACAUUGGUCUCAACCGCCAGGGUGCCGUGCGCCAGAAGAAGGAAGAGGUCCACGAGAAGCAGGGUCACAAGUUCGUCACGCAGCAGUUCUACAACAUCAUGCGCUGUGCCCUGUGCGGCGACUUCUUGAAGUAUGCCGCGGGCAUGCAGUGUGCCGACUGCAAAUAUACCUGCCACCGCAAGUGCUAUCCCAAGGUCGUCACCAAAUGUAUCAGCAAGGCGAACUACGAGACCGACCCCGACGAGGAGAAGAUCAAUCACCGCAUCCCCCAUCGCUUCGAGGGCUUUUCCAACCUGUCCGCCAACUGGUGCUGCCACUGUGGUUAUUUGCUGCCGUUCGGGCGUAAGAACGCCAAGCGAUGCACAGAGUGCGCUCUUACUUGCCACGCCCAGUGCACACACUUGGUACCGGACUUCUGCGGCAUGUCGAUGGAAGCAGCCAACCAAAUCUUGGAGACCUUGAUUCGCGCGAAGAAUCACAACAAAUCCACCUCUUCCCCGACAGCCGCACAGAGACAGCAAAUGCCCCCACCGAGGACUUCCUCGGCCAGCCCUGCCGCUGCCGCUGCCGCCGCGGCGACCGGCCUCCGCUCUCCACAGCAAGUAGCAGAACAAAGCCGUCCCGCCCCGCCCCAGCCCCAGCCCCAGACCCCCACGCACGCUCCUUACGACCCUAGUGUGUACGCAUCCUAUCAGCAGCAGCCCAUGUCGCCUCAGGCCAUGCAGAAGGUCGGGAGCCCGUACGGCAUGCCCCAGCAGCAGCAACCGCCCGCGCCCGUCAUGCCGCAGCCGAUGGCGGUGAAAGAAGAGGCGCCGCCGCCGCAGCAAAAGAUCCGGAUCGGACUGGAUCAUUUCAACUUUCUGGCCGUGCUCGGUAAGGGUAAUUUCGGCAAGGUUAUGUUGGCGGAGACCAAGGGCAACAAGAAGCUUUACGCGAUCAAGGUGCUGAAGAAGGAGUUCAUCAUCGAGAACGACGAAGUGGAGAGCACCAAGUCCGAAAAGCGCGUCUUCUUGAUUGCGAACAAGGAGCGUCAUCCUUUCCUCCUCAACCUGCACGCCUGCUUCCAGACCGAAACCCGCGUGUACUUUGUCAUGGAGUACAUCAGCGGUGGUGAUUUGAUGCUUCAUAUUCAGCGCGGCCAGUUUGGCCUGAAGAGAGCACAGUUCUACGCGGCGGAAGUCCUGCUGGCGCUCAAGUAUUUCCACGAGAACGGCGUCAUCUACCGUGAUCUGAAGCUGGACAACAUCCUGCUGACCCUGGAUGGUCACAUCAAGAUUGCGGAUUACGGUCUCUGCAAGGAGAACAUGUGGUACGGAGCCACCACGAGCACGUUCUGUGGUACUCCUGAAUUCAUGGCCCCUGAGAUUCUGUUGGACAAGAAAUACGGUCGUGCGGUUGACUGGUGGGCCUUCGGUGUGCUCAUCUACCAGAUGCUCCUUCAACAGUCCCCCUUCCGCGGUGAAGACGAGGAUGAAAUCUACGACGCUAUUCUGGCGGAUGAGCCCCUGUACCCGAUCCACAUGCCCCGCGAUUCCGUCUCGAUCCUGCAGAAACUGCUCACGCGCGAGCCCGAGUUGCGACUGGGGUCCGGACCCACUGACGCGCAGGAGGUCAUGUCGCAUGCAUUCUUCCGGAACGUCAACUGGGAUGACAUCUACCACAAGCGGGUUCCGCCACCCUUCCUCCCCACCAUCACCAGUCCCACCGAUACCAGCAACUUCGACCAAGAGUUCACCAGUGUUACUCCCGUUCUCACGCCCGUGCAGUCAGGUAAGGAGCCCGUCAUCCCCCCUUCCUAUUCACAGGGUGCUAAUAUCUUUUUUUCCCAUCACAGUCCUGUCCCAGGCGAUGCAAGAAGAGUUCCGCGGCUUCUCCUACACCGCGGACUUUGCCUAAACAAGCGGUUUCCACGCGAGAGUAUCAGGACCGUGCUGGUCUUGGUCUUUCUUCUUUUCUAUCAUCCUGUCCCUUUUUCCCCCUCUCUUGCUUUCUUCCGGUGCUGAACCCAUUGGUAAUUUCUUCUCUGUUUACUAUUGCGGUUUGACUUCGGCACGAAUUUUUGCACUUGAAAGUGUUACUUUACAUACAUACCCAUGAGAGUUUUGAUGGCUGGUGUAACCGACGAAUGUGUGUAAGCAGAAAUGGGCGAGUUGUGGGUUUGG
Aspergillus candidus is the source of this 2343-nucleotide messenger RNA. RefSeq names its product protein kinase-like protein. Bases 280 to 2184 code for a protein of 634 amino acids. Lineage: Eukaryota; Fungi; Ascomycota; Eurotiomycetes; Eurotiales; Aspergillaceae. Gene Ontology annotation, biological process: protein phosphorylation. The transcript is spliced from 6 exons. Gene Ontology annotation, molecular function: protein serine/threonine kinase activity; ATP binding. The record is from RefSeq and is a predicted model, not a curated record.